This is a messenger RNA of Acytostelium subglobosum LB1, 786 nucleotides long. RefSeq lists its product as hypothetical. NCBI's taxonomy places the organism in Eukaryota, Evosea, Eumycetozoa, Acytosteliales, Acytosteliaceae. The record is from RefSeq and is a predicted model, not a curated record. The annotation marks the transcript as partial. The transcript is spliced from 2 exons.
AUGUUCUCAAAGACACCUGCUGGCAACAACAAUAGCACUACAACUAGUACUAGUACUACUACAACAAGUACAGGUACGAGUACAAGUUCAAACAUUAGCAGAUCAAUCAAUGAUCCUAGAGUGCCAACAACCAAUCCAAUGCUGAUUGGUCGUAGCAAUAAUAAUAAUGGAAGACAUCUGAAACCUACGCUGUCAACAUCGGCACCAAUCACAAUACCAAAGCGAUCGAUAUCGUCAUCAUCAGUAUCAUCAUCAAUGUCCAGCAGUAGCAGCAGCUUUGGCAACAUGGGCGGUGGCAGCAUCAACACCAGCAACAACCCACUGAUGCGAUCUUCAUCGUCAGUGUCAUCAUCACUGUCAUCCAGCAGUGGCAGCUUACUGAGGGGCGGACUGAUACACAGCAGGUCGACAGACACCUCGCCCUCCUCAUCCAUGUCAUCAUCACCAUCAUCAUUGUACUUUAAGCCAUCACCACCGACCAUACUCCUUCGCCAGUCACCCUCGUCAUUCAGCCACUCGGCAUCACCAUCGUCGGCGUCCUACUUGCGACCCCUCCACCGUUCAUCCCCGUCAACGAUGACCACGACGAACAAUACAUCAACAACGUCGUCAUCGUCCACGGGUACAUCUUUGGCACCAGCUCCUUUGUUCCUCGUGCCAAAGUCACCGCCACCAUCAUCGUCAUUGUUCACAAAGGUCCCAUCUAGCGUAUAUAAUAGAGGCAGGGGCGUGGCCCAGAACACAACAUCAUCGACGACUACAAGCAAUUCAAUCUCAAAGUCCAAC